UGCCAGUUCCACGUCAACAUAUAUAUAGUAUCUUCCUUUGAGGGUCCUCUUGGUGUCUUGCCUAUUAGGAAAAAACAAGAACAACAAUUUAUUCACGGAGGAGAAUCAGACUCAGUUUUGUAUGAUGAUGCAUGAAGCAAUCCGUCGUCUCUGUAAAAGCCGAUUAGCCGUCCUUAUUUUCGGGAUUGUCAUUGGAGGAUGUGUGUCACACAUCUUAAGAUUCCCAGAGGUUUCUGACGCCAAAAUAUCUCACCGGAACGACGCCGAUGGUUUGAAGGAAAGUGUCAACAGGCUUUUGCAGGCCUAUGAAGCUCCGGUGAAGUCCAUACAGAACUUCAAUUCCGAAGACGCCCAAUGGUUGAAAGGAAGACUCCCAACCGCUGGGCAGCCAAGAAAGAUCUUACUCGACUGCGGUGCCAAUGUGGCGUCCACUGUACAAUUAUUUAGAGAGACCUACCCGGGAGGAAAGGACUUCAUCAUACACUCCUUUGAAAUAGACGAGAGACUGGCGCCAUACUUCGCUUCGUACCCGAAUCACGUGCUGCACUGUCCAACAGGGGUAUCGAACAAGGACGGAAACAUGACAGCUUACCUUGAGUCCGUCUGGUCACCGGCUAAGGACAGAGAGUUGCAGUGGGGCGGCGGUACACUCUUCGCUUGGGAAUCGGAGAAAGCAAACACUGAGACGGGCGGCCGCCGGAAAUUGACUCUUCACCGGACAGUGCCGACAGUCGACCUGUCCCGAUGGAUUCAGGAGAACACCGCGGUGGAAGACUACGUUAUAUUCAAGCUUGACGUUGAGGGGGCAGAGUACGACAUCUUAAAGAAGAUGCUUGCAGACGGGACCUUUAAAUGGGUGGACAAGUAUUACGGGGAGUUUCACCAAAAUCAACCUGUCACAGGCUGGGAUAAAGAAGAGAUGGCCAAACUUGAGUCAGAUGUAGAGAAAAAAGGCAAACAUAUGCUGCGCUGGAUAGCCGAGAAGAGAGUAUACGAUGAUAUGCACGCCAUGCACCCGCCAUUGAUACCCGAAAGUUUUGUCGGCUCUUCAGGCACGGUCUACUCUGGCUGCCAUGCUGAAAUCUCCAGCAGCAAACCCCGCCUAACACUAGCUGUUCUUGUCGGCAUGAACGCCAAGGCGGCACACAAGUUGGUAGCGACAAUAGCGGCUCACUCCAGCAGGAUGCCGGUUACGCUCUUUCUGUAUGGAGACUUCGUGGAAGCGUUUCCUCAACUGGUGAAAGAAUGGUCUGAAACAUUUACAAUAGGCAUGCGCGAGAGCCAACCAUUUCCGCUGGGAGACUUCACGCAACAGGCAUUAAGCUGGAUCCGGGUUGGUCUGGUCAGUGCAAUACAGCGACUGAGUGAAGUGGGCCUACAACCGGCCUAUUACUGUCCCGAAAACAUAACAGAAACGUUGAUAAAAGUAGCCAAGUCUCAGAGCCUGAGGAUCAUCCAACCGACAGCUCGCUUCCCCCCAACCGAUGAGCCAUGGCGUCUAUCUUUUGAAAACUACUACAAAAACAAAGAUGUAGAUAGGAUUCCCAAAGCCCUUCGCGUCAUCGCCCAACAACUGGACAACAAGGGAGGCAUCGUUACUCUGGACUCGGACCACCCAGACAGUUACAUGAUCUCCGUCUUCCUCAUGGACUAUCUGGUUCAGACAUCUGGUUACAAUCUAGUUAGUAUUGCCGAGUGUCUAAAGUUGCCUUAUUCACCGUAGCUGCUAAAUCUAGAAAAGAAAAUGAAUUUCUUGGCAUCUUUCAUUAAUACUUGUCAAUCAUAGCGGUUACACUGGAAUCACUUUAUUUCAUAACCCCAUUUAUUAUCAGAAGCUGAAACCAUAUUGUGCUUGUAUAAGUGAUUUGCUUUUUAUAUUAACCCCCAAACACCCGAACUUUUAUGCGACUAAAAUGAGCGAACGGGGUCAACAUUGAACCCAUUAUGUCUCUUUCAAAACAAUGGACAAUUGACAAUUGUUGAAAAAUGCUCAAAAUAAUACUAAAUGUUCGUUGGGGGAUGAGGGAUAUAAGGGGUUCUACAUGGGGGAUAUAAGGAAACUUUAAAAGCAAAUUUUAAGCAAUUUAUCACAUUUUAUUUCAAAAGUUCAUUAGUAAGUACCUUUCAAAAUCAAUUGUGUACAUUCACUUUGUGCUUAAUGGUAUAAAUGCUAUGUCAGGGCAUACCAACCUUCGCUCAACCGUGACGGUGGGUGGUACCGACUUCCGACGAACAUGAUGAACACGAGAUGAUUACUAAAAUAAAAUCAAACAAACUUUUGUACCAGGUACAAUGUAUUGCAAAUUCUUCAGAUGUAGAACAUAUCAGGGUAAUAUCUACGCUAUAGACGGUCUAAGUUUUAACGCAAAAAACGCCCCUGAGACGUAAAUCAUAACCUCUGAGACACACUAACUCACAAGAAGGUUUAAAUGUUUUUUUUCGUCAUCAUAUAAGACAAAUGAUGUAAUAGACGUAUUUUUUAAGCUUCCUAACUUUUAGGAGAUUUGGUAUUUCUUCAAUAAUAAUACCACCUUAAAAAAUAUAGACAUUUACCAUUUUGAUCCAUAGCUAAAUGUAUAAGUACAAUUAUAUGCAAUUUCUCUCGGUUAUUACAUCGUCGAUUUUGUGUUUAUCAUUUUGCUUAUUAUUGACGCAUAAACCUUAUGUUUUAAUUAAAAUAAUAAUAAUUCUACUUACAACAAAUAGCAUGAUAUUACAAUCAUCUACUAUGAUAUUACAAUAUCUUUAACUAAUUCUUAAACUAAUGUAUUAUAAUCUAUUAUUAAUAUCACAAUAUCUUUAACUAAUUCUUAAACCAAUGUACAAUAAUCAUCAUUAAGAUCAAUCAGUAGUUUAUCUGGUGUACCUUUACAUAUGACUAUUGAAUGUAAAAAUAGAUGAUUUAAUGCCGUUUUUAUAGUAAGACAACCUUGUCUUGUACGGCUGUACCAGUAUAUUACAUAUUAACAUGCAGUACGCUCGACAUCAUUGGUUCUGUAAAGUCCCAAGUUUAACGUUAAAAAUAUUUCGGAAUAUAUAAUUUGCCUAUUGACGUAUUUACUGCAAUAACUGAAGUGACGUAUCCAUAAAACACAAGCAAGAUAAACAGAAAGCUGUCUUAACAAUAGUUACAUUAAUGAAAGUUAGGGGUGACACUAAUGCAAUAUACUAAAUCUAAUAAAGAAUUACAGUUUGCAGUAUAUAAACUUUAGCAUAAAAGCAGUACGUUUCUAAAUUUUAGCUUUCUUAAUAUUAAGAUGAUAUGAAAUGGUAUUUUGCAGGUAUUACAAGUAGUGGUGAACAUGUAUUCAAUGAAUUGGUAAAGAUUACCAAAGUAAAGUCAAACUUUAUUGCACAACAAUCUUAGGCAAAUGGAAAUUUUUCAGAAGUAGUGCAUAUCAGGGUAAUAUCAAUGCUAACGUCUACAGUACUGCUGAUGUGUUCGAUAUAAUUAUCAUAUCAAGACUAACACUACACUAGAGCAUAGGUAAUACAAUAUGAAUAGAAACCAUAAUUCACAUGAGUUCUAUGUAACUUAAGACUAGAUACUACGCUAUUUUGUAUAGGAUACAGUAUGAAUGAUUUAGGAAAUUGGCUAUAGGAUUUAAUGCAUCAUUUCAUUGUGUUAAAUUUAAUGUUUCUUUUGAGUAAAGCUUGAUAAAAUAUUGACUUA
Messenger RNA from Branchiostoma belcheri (Belcher's lancelet), 3673 nucleotides. RefSeq lists its product as uncharacterized. The coding region runs from base 122 to 1723 and encodes 533 amino acids. The transcript has 8 exons. Lineage: Eukaryota; Metazoa; Chordata; Leptocardii; Amphioxiformes; Branchiostomatidae. The record is from RefSeq and is a predicted model, not a curated record.